CCAACGAAAAUUUUCCUAUGUCUUCGUAAUGCGAACUACUUCCUUUUUCCCGUGUACUUUUGACAACACGAGGUUAUAAUUUCUGUUUAGCCAAAAAGCGCUAAAUAUGACCGAAGAAAACUGGAACGACGAUAACAUGGACGUUGGCAGCAUGGCUGUGGAAAGCAUGCCAUUGCCCCAGCCGGCUGACAUUCCCGAAAUCAAACUUUUCGGACGAUGGAGCUGCUAUGAUGUUCAGGUUUCCGAUAUGUCUCUCCAGGAUUACAUAUCUGUUAAAGAAAAGUACGCCAAAUUUCUGCCUCACUCUGCUGGCAGGUAUGCUCACAAGCGAUUCCGUAAAGCUCAAUGCCCGAUUGUAGAGCGUCUUACAAACUCUCUGAUGAUGCACGGCCGUAACAAUGGCAAGAAAUUAAUGGCAGUUCGUAUAGUAAAGCACGCUUUUGAAAUUAUCCACCUUUUGACUGGAGAGAAUCCCCUGCAGGUACUGGUUACCGCUAUUAUUAACUCAGGACCUCGUGAAGAUUCUACUAGGAUUGGUCGCGCUGGUACCGUCCGUCGUCAGGCUGUCGACGUUUCGCCCCUUCGUCGUGUGAACCAGGCUAUCUGGUUGCUGUGCACGGGAGCGCGUGAAGCCGCAUUCAGAAAUAUCAAAACCAUUGCAGAAUGUGUAGCUGAUGAACUUAUCAAUGCUGCAAAGGGUUCAUCAAACUCUUAUGCCAUCAAAAAGAAGGAUGAGUUGGAGCGUGUUGCUAAAUCCAACCGUUAAGUUUCAUAAGGAUUGGUCAAUAAAAUUUUAAAAUAUA
Molecule: messenger RNA, 803 nt
Organism: Papilio machaon (common yellow swallowtail)
Lineage: Eukaryota; Metazoa; Arthropoda; Insecta; Lepidoptera; Papilionidae
Gene: RpS5
Product: 40S ribosomal protein S5
Exons: 2
Coding region: 107-766 (219 amino acids)
Biological process (GO): ribosomal small subunit assembly; translation
Cellular component (GO): ribosome; cytosolic small ribosomal subunit
Molecular function (GO): structural constituent of ribosome; mRNA binding; rRNA binding
Source: RefSeq, a predicted model, not a curated record